Molecule: messenger RNA, 4930 nt
Organism: Brienomyrus brachyistius
Lineage: Eukaryota; Metazoa; Chordata; Actinopteri; Osteoglossiformes; Mormyridae
Gene: sgpp1a
Product: sphingosine-1-phosphate phosphatase 1a
Biological process (GO): sphingosine metabolic process; phospholipid dephosphorylation
Cellular component (GO): endoplasmic reticulum membrane
Molecular function (GO): sphingosine-1-phosphate phosphatase activity
Source: RefSeq, a predicted model, not a curated record
UCAACCCUGUACUAGAAAAGAGAUAUGGAUGGAUGGAUGGAUUGAUGGAUGGAUGGCAAAGAAGAGUAACAACAUGACUGUAGUGUCCUCUUUACUGCCUUGUAAAUGAGGCACUUACUAUUACAAAAUCUUGACCUGAAGAGGGGGCCGUUGCACGUCGAGAAUCAUUGCGAGGCGACCGCCAAUGUAGAGAUUAUCCUGAAAUGCGACAGUGAUCACUAACUCACCACUGGUCUUGGUUAUCUGAGUCCACGUGUGUAACUCUGGCUACAAAUGGUAUACCUUUGAUGAUUUUUUCCAUAGAAACAGUGAGUAUGGGCCUUCUAUGUAUGAAAUAUAAACUUUUAAAUAAGUAAACGCAUGACAUGCAUGUUAAUAUACAGUUGGGUAUGUAAUAUUGUUACCGCUUAAUGCUGUUUUGUAUAGAACAUCUUAGAAAUUGAUUGCGAUUGCGAUUUUUUUUGUAUCUUUUGUGGUGGCCUAUUUGCUUGAAUAAAACGCAUGGACUAUAUGAACAUACGCCCUUCGGUGAUUCCUGUUAAGCACAUGCUGCAUUCGAGCUGCUUUUAUUUCAGAUGACGUAUAGGGUAAUCCCCAGGUCCGACUCCGACAGGUCCGGUAACUAGCAGUGUGUUCCAUGGUACAGUCAGCGGCGUUUAGGGCUGUUCGGAGCCCUAGUGAGCCAGUGUGAGCCGUUCCUAGAUCAGCUUCUGUGGAGUCGUCUAGCACGUGUGGCGCGGUACGAACCCGGCCAGCUGAACCCGAAUCAGCGGCUGGGGCGCAUCUCAGCCGCAGUGUGUCCGAAAGGCUACGUCACCCACCGUGGGCGUCACCUGAGCCCGGCUUCCAGCGCACUACCCGCGCUUGUCGGAAUCGGCAGGACGGUGUCGCCGGAGCCUGAUGGAACCGAUGAAUCCUCAUCGAUGGCCUAGAAAUCGGGCACUUCUGCAGCGAUUAUGCUCUCUAUACCUUUAUGAAGAUACCAGCUUCAUUUCAAUACGCGCUGUUCUUUAACGUCGUUACAGUCUUGCUGUUUUAUCGGUAUUCGGUAAAUUAGGGUCACCGCAUUAUUCUGGCGAUAUUAUAUAUUGCAGAUUACGACAUUGCAUGGUUCGUGUGGUGCGCCCCAGGUUUAACACAUAACGAUGGCGAACCAUGUACAGGGAUUUAUCCGGCUGUGUCAGUACCUGCAGGACCCGCAUCUUGUUGCAAAAUUUCAGCAGAUGUGCGGCGUUAAAGGAACCUUCGCCGGGAAAGCAACCGAAAUAGCUGGACAGGAGGAGGAAACGCUGCAAAACGGCGACUGCAUCCUCCACUCCGCGGACGCAGAAACAGAUGGUCUUCGGGAGAGAAAAGACGCGAUCGGCUCCGGGAAGACGGCCCUUAUGAACCAGGUGAACCCGGUGCCUGACGCGGAGGAGGCGGCGAUGCAAAGCAGGCACUGGCGGCUCUCGGCUGCACCGGGCAGCAGGGAAGAAGAGGGAAAGGAGGCGGCGUGUGAGCUGUCAGAAUCCCGCCAGCAUGAAUCCCGAAGCACCGUUAAACCGCUGCGCAAAAACUCUCUGACCGGAGAUGUCGGACAGGAGUUCAUCAUCGAGAAUAAGUUUCUCUUCUACCUGUUCACGUUUGGGACUGAACUGGGCAAUGAAAUGUUCUUCAUCAUUUUCUUCCCUUUCUUAUUCUGGAACAUCGACGCCUACGUGAGCCGGCGCCUGAUCGUGGUCUGGGUCUUGAUCCUAUACCUGGGUCAGUGCGCCAAAGACCUCAUCCGGUGGACGAGGCCGGCCUCACCGCCGGUGGUCAAGGUGGAGGUGUUUUACAACACGGAGUACAGCAUGCCAUCCACCCACGCCAUGACGGGGACCGCCCUGCCGCUCUCCCUCUUCCUGCUCACCUACGGCCGAUGGGAGUACCCCUUCAUGUUUGGCCUCGGCUUGGUCGCUUGCUGGAGCCUCCUGGUCUGCGUGAGCCGGAUCUACAUGGGAAUGCACUCUGUCCUGGAGGUCAUCACUGGCUUCCUGUACAGCCUCCUGAUCCUGGCUGUGUUCCAGCCGCUGCUGAACGCCAUCGACCACUUCUACCUGACGCACCGCUACGCCCCCCUCGUCAUCGUCACCUCGCAUGUGGGCCUGGGCCUCCUGGCCUUCAGCCUGGACACCUGGAGCACAUCCCGCAGUGACACCGCGCAAGCCUUGGGCUCGGGGCUGGGUGCAGCGCUGGCUUCCCACCUCAACCACCUGCUGGGCCUGAUGCCCGACCCAGCCCUGUCGCGGCUGCCUCUGGCUGCCCCACCCCUCAGCGCCGCCCUGCUGGCCAAGUCAUUCCUGCGCCUGGUUCUGGGUGUAGUGGUGCUGCUGGCUAUAAAGGCGGUAAUGAAGGCCGUCGCCAUCCCGCUGGCCUGCCGCAUCUUCGGGGUCCCCGCCGACGAUGUCCGCAAAGCCCGGCAGCACGCACCGGUGGAGCUGACUUACCGCUACAUGGUGUGUGGCACUUUGGGCUUUAGCUGCGUCUUCCUGGUGCCCGUCUUCUUCAGCUGCCUGAACUUGUCCUGACGUUAUGCCGCUGUCACAGCCCGUUCCCUACAAGACGGGGCCAUUGCACACAAAAGCAAACAAGCCACAUUGCCACGUGAGACCUUCCUUUUAGUUGUGAAUUCUUCUGAAGUUCAGCUGUUUCUUGUUGGUUUGCUUCAGUAACAAAUAUGGUUGCGUUCAACCGCAGUUGGGUUUCUAUGACUUCUGGUGGUUUCCCCCUGUACUGCUGGCAUGGCUGCCUUGGUGGUGCUGUCCUCACCAUGAAAUGGGGGGAGGUGGAGCAGGGCUUUGCUGCUCGAGAUGCGCUGCCCUUCCGCGGUUUGACCCACGCAGCUUAGUUGUUCCACCAGUUGAUUUUUUACCCCAAUCAGGUCAAACCCAUUGUGAAUUAUCCUACUCUGCCAAACAGGACCUGGAGACCAUGGAGACCCAUGGCUGUUUUCUGAUGAUGCAUGAACCCCCCCCCCCCCCUCCUGGUACGAUAGAAUAAACUGAUCAAUCCCAGCGAAAAUUCCUGAAUUGCUUAGCUGUCCAUACGAUUUGAUCAGGCCACCUUUUGCUCACAGGCCCAGACCCACCUGGGGUGUCUCGUAUUUCGCUUACGCUGUUACACGUCGAGGUGAAGAGUAUAGUGUUGUUGUGAACUCCUUACAGCUCCUGUACUCCACUCUGAUCACUCUGUGAUCCGCAUUCUGGACCUAGACCCCCCUCCCUCUUCAUCUCAGGUCAUUUUCCUCGGUUUGAUAUGAGGGUUGGCAGAGUGACCCUUUCAGAUUUAGUCUAAUGUAGUUGUGUGAGCUUAGAAGUUUGGGAGGUCAGUCAGGGACCAUAAACAUAUUGGCUUAAGGAAUAUUCUUGCUCCAGUUGUCACUAUGAAAGCAGAGUCACUGGUGCCUAGAAUGAAUGAAGGAACUCCCACCUGGAUGAUGUGACGGCAGCCAUUCUGCACCAGUACGCUCGCCACACAGUAGUGAAGGUGGUGAAGGGGCAGGAGAGGAUUCACCGGUUAGUUACAGGGGCUGAUUAAGAGGCCAGAUUUGAAAGGGCCACAGUGGGCAGUUUAGCCAGGAUAUCGGGGUACCGCACUUACUCUUCUGAAAGACGCCCAGGGACCUUUCAUGACCUGGGAGUCAUCCGAAGGACGGCACCAUUUCUACAGCACAGUGUCCCCGUCGCUGCACUGGGGCAUUGGGGUCCACACUGACCACAGGAUGGGCUUCCCCAUCACCACACCAACACCCCCUCCAGCAGCAACCCAUCUUUCCUAGUUUGGUCUUCCAUCAAAGUGCUGGCCAGGCCCAAACCUGCUUAGCUCCAGGUGGAUUGUCAGGUCUGAACUACAGGUGGUGUGGCUGCUGUAGAUCAUUAGGGGAAGGUUUUUUUGCAAAGGGUAUCCAAAGAAAGGUUAGUAUUGAGUGUAGACUAAGUACUGUGUGACUUCAGGAUGACCCUACAUGACCUUUGUAUGUUCAGUGCUAAGCCUGAAAAGACGAAAAGAGUGAAGCUCACGUGGGAGUUCAUGUGGUCACCCUGGACCAGGCCCAGACUUCUUGUCUUAUAAAAGUCCAGACACAAUGGUCUUAUUGUUAGUAGACAGUCUUGUCAACAUUCAUUUAUUGACUUUUGCUUCAUAAAAAUAUUUUUUUCCUGUGCUCCUAUUUUGAACAGCCCCCCCCCCCCCCCCCAAAUGACUAUUCAAAACCGUAAUGUGUACGUAGUGUUAUUUUAAACAUCUGUGGCUGAAAAUGACGUCAAACCGUACACUUUGCCUCAAAUUGUGUUUUAACUUGUUACUAUUCUUCAUGAAAGGAAAACUGAUGUAGCCUAACUGCAUGCUAAGACCUUCAUUAGCUCCAGAAGAGCCUCAAAGUGUCGGUUCCAAUGUCUUAGUGCUAAAAGGAAAACAAUCUGUUUGUAAUUGUGUGUUUGACUUGUUGAUGUAUGAUCUAUGUGGUGACCACCUUAAGCCUUCCGCCCUUUGUGGACAACUCAGUAUAUGUUCAAUCAAUGUUUAUCCCUUAAACAGAACAGUCUCCUCAGGCUGUCUUGACGGAGAGAUAGAGGUGAGGACCGAUGCGAUGUGGAAGAAGAGCCGAAAUUCUUACUGUGUUGGUUUGGAUUGUACCUCAUUAUUCUACAUACCUUUGUGCCUUUCUUGGUCCUGGCGAUGAUAUUCUGCAGUGAACUGCAUUAUGAUGUCAGGGGAGAGAGUAUAAAUGCCACCCAUUACGUACUCCUGCUACAACAUUUCUGUACAUUUAUUAUAGGAAAGAAAAUGUUUGUUCAGUAGCCAUUGUGCUUCAAACCACGUGUGAAAAUGUUUGUCUUUAUUUCAUAAUGAUGUUUGUAUUCGUUACAGGAUUACUUACCAAUACGAAUAAAAAAUUUGCACAUUA